CGUUGAGUCAGUAAGAAGCCUACGCGUUAGCUGGACCUCUUCUCACCAUUAGGCAAGAUAAUACACGCAAUACAACACAGCCUCAUUGAAAGCUGAAACCUAUCACCCAUGCAAAAGCUGCUCAAGAGUACCCUCACCUGGAGAAAAACUAAACAAGUUACACUACAAGCGGCCUGGAAUACUUUCGCUGGGUGUAUUCCUCCUCGCUGCACAACUGUAGAACCAUCCGAGCCGUGACAAUAAAUAUGGAAUAUACAGCCAUAACGUGGUGACAGAACAGCACUAACACCAUCGCUAUGGAGACGUCACCUUCUGCAGACAUGCUGUGGACACCCAGCAACACGUCCACUACAGAAGUAUUGACCACUCCGGCCUCCACCAGCAGCCUGCACUUCUUCCUGGAAUACCAGGACAAUGCAGUCCUGGUGGAGCAUUACAACUACACAGGCAAGCUGCAGAGAGACCGCUAUCGCCAGGGACUCAAACCAGAGGGCAUCGCCUUCCUGGUGGUGUGUCUCCUCAUCGUCCUGGAGAACGCCGUGGUUCUCCUCUCUAUCUGGAGGAACAAGAAGUUCCACCUCCCAAUGUACUACCUCCUGGGGAACCUGACGCUGUCUGACCUCCUGGCCGGUAUCACCUACAUGGCCAACAUCCUCAUGUCUGGACACAACACUCUGAAGCUGACGCCGUUGCUAUGGUUCCUCAGAGAGGGAGGCGUUUUCCUAACGCUGGCGGCCUCUGUGGUCAGCCUGCUAGCCAUCGCAAUCGAACGCCAUGUGACCAUGGUGACCAUGCGGCCCUACCAUGGGGCCAAGAAGGGACGGAUGUGGGCCCUGAUCGCCGCCAGUUGGGCCCUAGCGGUGUUCCUCGGGGUGCUGCCCAUCCUGGGAUGGAACUGCAUGCAGAAGCUGGACCAGUGCUCCACCGUCCUUCCCCUGUACGCCAGGAGUUACAUCCUCUUCUGCGUGUCAGUGUUCAUGGCCGUACUGCUAGCCAUCGUAGUGCUCUACGUGCGGGUUUUCCGCAUCGUAAGGGUUAACACCAAGCGGCAGGGCCACGGCCUUUCGAGUAGCCUGCGGAAAGGCCUGGCCAGGAAGUCCCAGAAGUAUAUAGCCCUUCUGAAGACAGUCACCAUUGUCCUGGGCGUGUUCAUUGCCUGCUGGCUUCCGCUCUUUCUACUCCUUCUCCUGGACUUCUUCUGCCCAACCCGCAGCUGUAAACUGCUAUUCAAGGCUGAUUACUUCCUGGGUGUAGCGAUGGUCAACUCCCUGCUCAACCCUAUCAUCUAUACGCUCACGAGCAAGGACAUGAGGAGGGCCAUUCUUAGACUGCUGUGCCGGCCCUGUCUGAUGACCAGGGACGGCCGGGUGAAGAAGAUGGGAAUGCCCUUCCUGGAGUGCAGCUUCAGUAAGACUGAGGUAGCAACACAGAAGCUAGAGGGGGCAGCGGAGACCACAGUCUCCUCCGGCAACAAUGUUACAACCCCCUCCUCCCCCGUCAAAGCACUCUACCCCAGAAUGUUGAAGUCCUGAGGAGUCUAUCUGACACUUUGCAGAAUACUCUUGAGUGUGUGUGUGUGUGUGUGUGUGUGUGUGUGUGUGUGCGUGCGUGCGUGCGUGCGUGCGUGCGUGCGUGCGUGCGUGCGUGCGUGCGUGCGUGCGUGCGUGCGUGCGUGCGUGUGUGUGUGCGUGCAAUGGUGCACAUGUGUGCACACAUGUGUGUGUAGGCCUCAAGAAUGUCUCCAAAUUGGAGCGUAGACUCCAAUAACAUAGAAGGUGGGUGCAGUGGAAAGAGAGAACAGCUAGAACGUUUUUAGCUGCGUUUUUACCGAAAUGCCUCCCCCAAAGAUGUCACGGAGCAAUGCAUUUACAGUGCCAAAACCACAGAGAUAUGUACGGUAGUCCGAAUGGAGGACAGGCUGUACGAGUGAAAUUGCACUGAUGAAAUAUUGGACUGAGCUAUUAUUGUGGCACCACUACAGUUGGUGUCAACACUCCAAAUUCAGUGAAUUUGUUCAAGUGAAUGUGUAUGCAUGACCCAUUUUGGUUAUGCAUGCAAAAGCAAUGUGCUGAAGAAAAAACAUGGACACUCGGAUGGCAUGAUCAACACAUGGAUUAUUGGUCUUUGCUGGAUCAAAGGACCAAGAUGUCAUACUGCCUGUUAGAAUAAACUGUAUUAUACCACUACAUUGUGUUUCUCAACAUAGAUAGAAAUGUAAAAAUAAUUACAACCAAAGAGAGUAAGAGAUCUUCUGAACUGCAAUGUGUGAGAUUUCAUGAGAUUGUGUGGAGAAAUGAAUGUAUCGUUCUGCAUUUCGCAAAUGGUUAACUGGGAAACAGGGACAGUAUUUCAUACCCCAUACUAGCCCUCACUAACAGACAAGACGCAACACCGAUGUUGCGAGUCAAUACUCUUCACUCCACUCAUCACCCAGCAAGGUCAUGCCUGCCCAUGACAAAGGCCAUUUGGACUGGAGCAGAGAACACUAAACUAAACAAUUUAAGCACUCUUUUAACACUCAACCAAUUUUGCAAUAAGAUUGGGUCUACAUGUAGCAUUUGUAAGGAACUGUAUUUGACAUCAUUUAUCUACAAUUUGAAUAUAUGUAUAAAUAUCCUACAUUUAAAAAUAAUGUAUACAGUUUAAUUAUUGAAUGGUUUGAUGUUUUAUUUGGAGAUCCUGUAUUUAACAUUGUAUUUUUGUAUCUUCAGAGAAUGUGUGUAGCAUAUAUCAAUUUGUAUCAUACUUUUGUUCAACAAUGCAAUAAACAGUCCACAAUAAACUACACCUCAUUCUCAUUUUACACUAUGUGAGAGGGCAUGGCAAUAGAAACUAUGUGUAUGUUU
Messenger RNA from Gadus chalcogrammus (walleye pollock), 2846 nucleotides. RefSeq names its product sphingosine 1-phosphate receptor 1-like. The coding region runs from base 297 to 1532 and encodes 411 amino acids. Gene Ontology annotation, cellular component: membrane. Gene Ontology annotation, molecular function: sphingosine-1-phosphate receptor activity. The transcript has 2 exons. Gene Ontology annotation, biological process: G protein-coupled receptor signaling pathway. The record is from RefSeq and is a predicted model, not a curated record. Lineage: Eukaryota; Metazoa; Chordata; Actinopteri; Gadiformes; Gadidae.